This is a messenger RNA of Solea solea (common sole), 3873 nucleotides long. It is a transcript of the gene cdkn2c, whose product is annotated as cyclin-dependent kinase inhibitor 2C (p18, inhibits CDK4). The record is from RefSeq and is a predicted model, not a curated record. Gene Ontology annotation, molecular function: protein kinase binding; cyclin-dependent protein serine/threonine kinase inhibitor activity. Gene Ontology annotation, biological process: negative regulation of cell population proliferation; regulation of cyclin-dependent protein serine/threonine kinase activity. NCBI's taxonomy places the organism in Eukaryota, Metazoa, Chordata, Actinopteri, Pleuronectiformes, Soleidae. Gene Ontology annotation, cellular component: nucleus. The coding region runs from base 1018 to 1515 and encodes 165 amino acids. The transcript is spliced from 3 exons.
GACACACCGCUAAGCUGUGAGGGCAAACACGCGUGUGUUUUACACGUUCUUCCUUUCUUUUUUCUCCCAAAGGAGCGUGAGGGGAUUUCACUGCGAUCCUUCUGCUGCUGCUGCUGUCUGGAUUCUCGCAGAGCAAACCUUGAAAGACAUGAUGUGGACAAACAUCAGCGGGACACGGCGGCGUCAUGUAGCGGGACACAGUAGCAGCAGUGGGUAGGGCUAUGUGUGGAAAUGAACGAGCGUUAAUAAAACGGUGUGAUCUUCUCUGCCUGUGGCUGCCGAUCACAACAUGGACGCUGAAUGUUGACGGUCAACGCACGUUUUUAUCAUAUGUCAGUGGCUUGUUAUUUUUGAGCGGGAAUGAGCGGGAAGUGACAAUGAAUGACAUCACAUCACUUGACAAUUUGCGCACAUGUCGCCAUUUCAUCGAUCCGAAAUUCAUCGAAUUUGUUUGUGUUUGUUUGUGGCGUCGUUUCCGCUUUGAACUCCGUGGAUGUGAAAGGAUGUCACCUGCUAAUCUGCUGUUAUGAUUUUUUAUCUCAUAUAGAGGACGGUGUUUUGUGGAUUGUUUUUGGUUUUUAUUUUAUUUUUUUUGAGUCAAAUGUUAUUCCACAUGAAUUUAAGCACGGGCUACUUAAAUUACACCUGAAUGUAUCUUGUGUGUAUAUAAGAAAAACAACACAAGGACGUGCUUUAAAUACGUGUUUAUUCACUCUUCAUCUCCAGUUUGUUGCCAGCUGAUCUCAAGACAUGAUUGACGUUUUAUUUAUAUGAAAUCAAACAGCAGGAAAAUAGCCACUUAUUACCUUUUUUCUUUUCUUUUUUUAUCUGUAAAAGGAAAUGCCAUUUGUCUACAUCCUAAAAAGGUAAUGGCUAUUUUUUAAGCUUUACCAAUCACAUCUUCCCAGAGGUGAGGCCCACUGAGGAGGAGGAGGAGGAGGGGGAUCUUUUUUAGAUACAACAUUCCACGCCUGACGAGGACCUUUGUCUGUAUUAUAUCCAUAUCUGUUGUCAAGAAUGGCUGAGGUGCCGCUCACUGACAGACUCUCCACUGCUUCGGCCAGUGGAAACCUACAUGAACUCUUGUUUUUACUGGAAAAUGGAGCAGAUGUCAAUGGGCUGAACACAUUUGGGAGAACUCCACUACAGGUGGUGAAGUUGGGCUGCGACCACGUGAUUCAGGCUCUUCUCGAGGCGGGUGCAGACCCCGACUUGCGCGACCCGGUCUGUGGCCUCACCGUCACCCACGACGCGGCGCGCGAUGGAUGGGUCGAUGCCGUGCGCUUGCUGAUAGACCACGGAGCAGAUCCGAACAUGGUGGAUGAUCGCGGUAACCUGCCGCUGCACCUGGCCGCCUCACAGGGUCAUCAGAGGGUGGUGGAACUGCUGAUGAUACACACGCAGAACCCGCACACCCGCAAUAGCGAGGGGCGCACCGCCGGACUGGAGGCGCUCUUCCACGGGAAGAUGGAUACUGCCAAAUACAUCGACGAGUAUCUGAACCCUGCGCAUUAGAGGAUAUGAAGAAGGAAGAAGAAAAAGACUGAAGCCUCUUUGUUUUUGAGCCUUGAUUGGCUGAAAACUUCCUGCUAUUCUGUGUUUCUGCCCACUCUUUUUUUUAUAUAUACACUGGUCCUUUAUUAUUUGUAUUUUAUCUAAAAUCCCUUAUUUUUUUAUGAUUCUGAAUUGACCUUUACACACUAAUCUUUAUUUUCAUCUGGAGACAAAAGUGAUUGAGAACAGCUGCCGUGUACUCCGACACACUUAUACAUUCCAGUGCAGUCCAUUACAAAAGCUGUUGAGGUCAGAGUGGUGCAGGGAAGUGUGCGCUAUUCAACUGGGUUUUUAAUUCUCAUCCUCAGUGGAAACACUUUGGUGUAAACACCACUACAUUGUCCUUUUGCAAUGUCAAUAUUAUAACACAAUUUAAAUGGCAAUGUCAGUUAUACAACUGAAUGUUGUAACAGUCGACUGUGCAGCUGAGCAGUGUUUGGAUUACAUUACAUUUGCUACACGUGUGUCUAAUGAGGUGUCUAACAUCACACAUAUAUAUAUAUACACUGCAUGAUGCCUCUGCCCGAGGCUGAACAAUCUGACAUACAGGCCCUACACAAUCAUGUAUGUAUGUAACUAUUUUAUACUCGAAAGCAGUGGUUCUCAAACUUUUUAUUCCAAGUACCACAUGAGAAAAUAUUGAGCUUUUGAAGUAACAGCAUUAUAAAAUAAAAUACAGUGGUGUAAAUAAGAUAAGAUAGUCCUGUUACAGCAGCAAGACAGUAAAGGUAAAGAUAAUAAAUAAUAAACAUGCAUUACCAAAAAAGAAAAGAAAAAUAUAAAAAGAUAUUAACACUUGGACUAUAAAAAAUUAGUUAAAAUAGUUAAUGUAGAAUGUACAUUAUAGACAGUUAGCAGAAUAUACACAGUAUGGACUUGAUAUUUACAGCAUAAAUAAGUGAGGAGCCUGGUUAUGUGUGGUCUACUGUGAGCAGUGUUUGUUGUCUAACAGCUGCAGGAAGGAACGACCUGAAAUAACACUCUUUCAGACAUUUCGGAUGUUUCAGGUCAGCUUUUCACAGGAGGCACAUUUAUUGCCAAUAAUGUGAAGACUUACGGCAGUCAAAUUUUUUUAACAGUAAAAUGUACAUACACUGUGCACUAUGCACUGUUUUAUAAUAAUUUUUACUUGCAUUGUCACAAUUAUCAUUUUCAAAUGGCAAUGGAACCAGAUGUAAGCCACACAGGAGUGAACAAAUGACACAAUUCAAACUUUCUAUCACAUCUGGAGUCGGAUAUCAUAAUGACAUGAUAGAAGAGAUGAGCUAAUGUGGACGACCGUGCAAAAUCUGAUGGUGGCUAUUUGUUAUUUGUUUCUUUUCUUUUUCUUUUUUUUUAAACGCACUCAAAAUUCUUCAGCUCCACUCUGAUCACAUACUCUGGUAUAUACAGUAGCACAGUAUUUCUGAUUUUCCUCCAAGUACCACCAGAGGAAGCUCGCAUACCUGUGGAGGUACAUGUACCACAGUUUGAGAACCAUGGCUUUAAGAGUAUAACAAUGAUGUCAUCCCAGACUACAGGAUUGAAUGCUGUUACAGGCACUGAAAAAACAAUAUAUUUCAGGGAUUUGCCGUCUAUUGGCUCGUUCUAAUAGACGGAUAUAAAGUUCUCCAGUUUGAAGAGUGAUGCCCAGGAGGUAAAAUGGACGUAGCACACCAGGAGGUGACUACACUGGUUGUAAAAAAGCCAACUUACUUCCUUUUUCAAAAGCUGCAAUGAGCUGUAGACACAGUAACUUCAGUCUGACACGAAUGAGACUGGAGAAAAUCAAAUAGCACUGUCUCAUGGACGCAGCUUUCUCCCUUUUGAGUUAUUGAAGCCAAAGACAUGGCGAUGGACCGAACCUACAAAAUAACUUCCAUAUCAUGCUAGUGCCAACUCAGAAUGAUGUUUAUUUGAAAGGAGACCCACAAAUGCUCCCUGAGGACCAGUGUGUAACUACUAUAUAUAAAAUAAUAAUCUUUGAGAUGAUUUACAGACUUCUGAUGAGGCCCCGGCUUGUUUUCAUUCAUCUAAAGUUAUGAAAAGCUAUGAAAUUGUAUCCUUAAAAAAGGGCGUUCUUUGUUUUGCUGCUCCUGUUCAAUGUGAAAAGAGAAAAAAAACAAAAAAAAACACAAGAGCACUACAAUAAAAUGAAAACGUGUUUUAAUGACACUGAAGUACCAAUUCAUCUCAAAGACGCUAUAUUUUGAUAUGGUCAAUAAUAAAAAAAAAAAUCCCCUCUCUUCACUUUCUAUCACUGCUGCUUCAUUAAUGUGAAUAAGAAGAUUGAGAAUCAUAAAUAAAAUUCAGCAAUUAAUCCUGCUUUGUCCUCUUUGU